Fomitiporia mediterranea MF3/22 is the source of this 1005-nucleotide messenger RNA. RefSeq lists its product as uncharacterized. The coding region runs from base 1 to 1005 and encodes 334 amino acids. NCBI's taxonomy places the organism in Eukaryota, Fungi, Basidiomycota, Agaricomycetes, Hymenochaetales, Hymenochaetaceae. The transcript has 13 exons. The record is from RefSeq and is a predicted model, not a curated record.
AUGGCCACUUUUGCCAAGGAAGCUCUCGAGUUGAUACAUGCCUUGCAAGGCCUUCGCACGUCAAGUUACAUUGAUACCGCAAGUUUCGCGAUAUUGGGAUAUGACUACCUGCUGACUUUCGAAGACGAACGUACACUGAUAUGGCCAUCUAACUGGUCGGCCGGAAAAGUUCUCUUCGUCCUGACACGAUACCUGCCCUUUGUGGAUUUAUCAAUAACUGCUUCACAUCACUUCAGGACUGGUUUGACUCCUGAAGAAUGUUCACUUGCAUACAAGAGUGCGGGAUGGCUAAUCAACAUAGGAAUCAUAAUUGCAGAAUUAAUUCUUGUUCUCCGGACGUGGGCAAUAUGGGAGAAGAAUCGAAAAGUUACCAUUACACUUGGCAUAUGGGCUAGCCUAAGCCUUAUCGCUGAUGUCGUUGUCAUGUGCCUGUUCAUGAGAUCCAUUGAGUUCUCAUCAUUACCUGCUGGUCUUUCAGGAUGCCUCGUCACGUCUGGGAAUACUCUCAUCGUCGGCGUUUGGAUUAUUCUUAUGGUUUAUGAAGCAGGAAUUAUAGCAUUGAUGGUACUGAAGGUUGUUCAAAUGUUCAGAGAGUUUGUGGAUAAAGAGCUUAGGAAUCAGGCUUUGUAUAAAGCAGUGUUCAGGAACGGUAUGUCCGAUAUCACGCACAUCUCAUUUAGCUUGCCUGAUAUCGAGGGAACAGGCGCAAUUUUCUAUGUGUACAUUUUCACGAUGUCUGUAGCAAACGUGAUUGUCAUUUCAAGGCUUUCGCGCGAUUUGUCAACAAUGCUGGCAAGCCUCGAACGUAUCACACACGCCAUUUUAACGCAACGCCUCCUCCUCUCUCUCCGCAAAGCAGUUACAGAACCGGGAGCAGACGAAAUAGAGAAGGUAGAGACUAUGCGCUUUGGCGAAGCCCCACGCGGUGCUACCGAUACCGAGACAGGGUUUGGGACGAGUGUUCUCAUGUCAACCCUAAGUGGACGAUAUUCCUCCGACUUCUAG